Cinara cedri is the source of this 5066-nucleotide messenger RNA. The record is from the annotation of a GenBank genome assembly. Lineage: Eukaryota; Metazoa; Arthropoda; Insecta; Hemiptera; Aphididae.
AACUCAGAACCCGGAUGGAUAUAUAACCAUUUAAAGUAUGACACGAUAAUCGCAGUCGAAAGAUCCAGUCCAUUCGAAGAGUUUGGUGCGCUCGGUUUUUGCUAAAGUAUAUCAAAAAUUAUACGACCAAAGCCUCUGUAAACUUUGUAGGUACAUCAAAAGUGCCGGGAAAAUGUUUAAAAUGUUCGCAGCAAUAACGGUAUGCGCAGUGGCGGCACUUACGGUUUCGGUCGUUUAUGCCCAGACGCCGACGGACGAGCGUCAAGCCAAAGGCUUAAUGUUUGGUGAGUUUCAAAAUUGAUAUGGCAUACAUUAUUAUUCAAAUACGAACCUGUUGAAAUUAAAGGGGCUAAGUUUUUUGAUAAAUGUACAAUUCGUUGUUGUAGACGGAUCGUUUAUUUUUUAAAAGAGUCAAAUACCACCUAUAUACGCGUUAGUUACAAUAUAUGCAAAUUUUAAUAUUUAGUUUAUUUAUGAUUGAGUAGUGGACUCAACUAUUCCGAAAGUUUGACUUUUAGAUUCCGAGCGUAGCGAGGGGCUAUUGGUUUUACCUUAGUGAAAAAAAAUAAUUAUUAAGAUUUCUAUUUUUAUUUUUUUAGUCUGUGUACACAUUUUUUCCUAUUAAACUUGCUCCGAUUUUUACAUAUAUGAUGUAGCAAUUUUUCUGAAACCUUUAAUUGUCUAGAUUGUACUUUAGAAAAGCCAUUUUUUUGGUUUUCGACGCCAUUUUUAAAUAAAAGAACUUAAGUGGGAAGAAACACAGAAAACCGUACAAUUUCACGAUUUCUUUAUUUUAUAAAAACACGGACGACGUUUUCUACCAAAAAAAAAAAAUGAUUUAAUCGAAAAAUCACAAGGUGCUUUUUUGUUGUCUUUUUGAUUUACUUUCUUACGGUACUGUCGCCAAAACUUUUGAGCCAUUCUUGAGUUUUUAAGAAAUUUUAAAUUUUGGAUUUUGUUUUGCUGUAAUUCGGUUAUAAAUACAUUUAGAGACUUGAAACUUGGUAAUAAUACUUAUAUUGGUCUUACCUAGACGUGGUAAAAUUUUCAAAAUCAUCGGAUGACUAUUUUUCCUUUUUUUAAAUUUUGUAUUACCGAACUGCACUCAGAAUCGUCUUUCUUCAGCAAUGGUUUAUCGUUGCUUACAGAUAUAAAUAAAAUAACCUUAUGUAUCUCACAUUCCCCACUACUCACCUAUAAUAAUGGCCGUAUUCGUCCCCAAUAUUAUUUAUUUUUUUGUUUGUACGUAUAAUAAUAAAUUGAAUGACUAAUAAUAUAAUAAUUCAAAUUAAUGUUCAAUAAAAUGUACCUAUUAUUUUUUUAUUUUUUUUUUACUCGGUUUUUUAUACAUAAUCUUCUUAUAUUAUAUUUAUAUAGUUUGAUUUUUAACCGAUACUUUUACGCGUGUUUUGACCGUACAGGUUUUCAUAUGAUGGAAGGCGGGAAACGUUCGUGCAACGGAUUCAACGGCCAGACCGGAGUGUGCGUGGGCCAAAACGAGUGCACAAAAAUGAACGGCAAGUCGGUGGGCAAGUGUUUCCCGUUCGGUUCUUGUUGUUCGGGUAUGCCGCAUGAAAUAUAAUAAUUAUUAUUGUUAUACGUUUCUCAAAUUCAUUUCGUAUGAACUAUACAUUUAUUUUUUUUAUUUUAAAACAUCUACGUUUGUAAAUAGCUAAAAAUAUUUGUUGUACUAUACUUCAGUAACAUUUUCUUCAUAUACCAUAGGUACUAUACGUAUAGAAUAAGAAAGUAAAAUUUUCUCCUUUUAGUUUUCUACAAUUGUUAUUUUUUUUUUUAUUAGACUAUUUUUUAAGACAUAAAAAUUGAAUCGAUGGUUUUUCAUAAAACAAACUAUACGAUUUUUUAGUAACUUACAAAUAUCAUCAAAUAUAUUAACUAAGUACAUAUAACAGAUGAAUAAUUAAAUACUUACAUUUUCGGUAUUUUCUAAGUUUUUAAAACUUUCAUAAAACGUUAACUAUAUAUUAUAUAUGAAAACAAAAAAUUCUAAACGUUGAAAAAAUAUUUCGCAUAACAUUUUGUCAAUAUGGGUUUCAAGUUGCACCGAACUCGUGCGGCGGAUAUUCAGACUCGAGCACGUCGUAUUUCGAAAGUUCCGAAAAGUUCCAAGAAACUUGUGAUUACAAGAUCAACGUUAGACAAAACGUCUGCCAGAUAAGGUUUGUAGCAAGAAAUUUUCAGCGGUUUCGAAAACGAAACCGUAUUGAACAUUAUUUUAAAUAACAUGUUAUUUUUGUAGAAUCGAUUUCGAACGAUUUUCACUCGGCCAACCGACCAAACCGUACAACGGUUCAGCGUACACCUGUGAGAACGACGAAUUCACGUUGCUCGUUAACGACAACACGAAAAUGAACAUGCCUGUUUUAUGUGGUGAAAACUCCGGGCAACACGGUAAAUGCGUGAACGCGUUCGAGCUUUUUUUUAUUUUUUAACCCUCACAAUGUUCAACUGUUUCGAUAAUUACUAUGUAUAGUAUACGUGCCGAUAAACCCUAAAACGACAUUGAAUGACAGACAACAGAUAACGUUGAAAUUCAAAUUGACCGCCAGAGACGACGACUAUGAAGAACCAACGCCGUUUUGGAAGUUGAAAAUCUCGCAACUAGAAUGCCAAGUCGCGCCGACCAACUGGUGGAAAGUAAAGGAUAUUGCGCGUCAAAUCUUAAAGGAGAAAUCUGCGGAAGACGUUAAAACUACCAAAUAUAGUUUGGGUAAGACGGUUUUGAAUGUUGUACGGGUUUAAAAUAACGGAAUUUUAUAACCAAAGGUUUGUCUGGAGGGGGGGGGGUCGUAUAUUAUUAACAAUAAUGAAAGAAAACCAUAUCCUUUACUCUUUGACUAAUAUAUGAUUUACUGUUAGCACCGGAGGGAUGUUUACAAUACUUUGCCGACAAGGACGGCUCUUUUGAAAGCUUCAAUUACAACAAAGGAAAGGGACAUUACUUGGGCAAUUUAAAUUACGCGGUUUGCUUCAAGCGGAACCUAGACACGUGUGGAAUUAAGUGAGUAAAUCGAUAAAAAUAUAAUACACAUACUCGUAUAGGUAUUGUUAAAAUCAAAAUGAAAUCAAUAAUCGAUAUUAUAUCCUGUGCGUAAGACCAAAUUUAAGGUGGGGCACGGGCAACGAUCUUGUAUUGCGCCUAUUUGUUAUUUAUCAUGUAUAUAUAUAUAUAUAAUAUAUAUUUGUAUAAAAAUAAGGGUACAUUUUUUUUUCUGUUUGACUGUUAUGUUUUACUUGAAAAAUAUGUGUUCGUAUUUUUUCGGGAAGAGAUGAGACGACAAAAUUGUGAUGCAGGGGCAGUAAAAGUCUAAAUACGACUCUGCCUGUUCGUAAAAUCUAAAUUAAAUUUUGUGUUAUAAUUUCAUAGGUUUAUUUGGCCUCUUAGACUGUCCUCGAAAUAAAUCCUCCGAUUAUCUCUAUGUGUAUCGCAAAAAUUUCAAAUUUUACUUCGUAAAAGCUUUUAAGUUCUUUUCUUACUUACAUUCUUCACGCAUCAUUUUCUGUCUUCCCAAAGAUCUUUUCCCAUUUUAGGUUCUGUUCCAGCAAAUAUGUCUUCAUGUGGUAGCAGGUACGUUUACAAAAAAUAUUUCGAGGGGAGAGGGAUUAAGGUUGCACACUUUCAUACUCAUAUAACAAAGAAGUUUACAUAGUUUUAAUUGUAGGGUUAUUUAUUUUUCAUUAAAAAUGUCAUAUUUUUUAACAUUCAUUUUUAGUCUUUUAGAUAGCUACUACUUAAUUCUACACUAUUUGUUUAAUGAAUACAGCCUUAAUGAUAACGUAAUUCAUAUUAAUGUGAUGAUAAUGCGGACUAUGCAAUAUCGCCGUAUUAGUUACAAUUUUCUAAAAGCAGGAAAGCUACUACAAAUUAGAAAUGACAAUAAGAACAAUCUAUUACUACUAUCUACUAAUAAAAUUAAAAUUGUAUUUCUUACAAUAUUUCUAAUUAUCUUCCUCAUUGACAGAAACCACAUUUGAGACUAUUAAAAAUUUACUUUCAUCAUAAUUUUCAUGAAUUUUUUUUUGGGAGGGGGUUAUAUGUAUAUAAUGCAAUAUUAAAAUGUUAUAUUAAACAUAUAAACUUCUAUUACUUAUGUUUAUAUUGUUUUGAGCCAUUGUAAUCGAAUUUAAACCACUCUCCAUAGGUUCGAGGCUGUUAAAUUCCAAAUCGCAUACAACCAGAAUCUGACCAAUUUCACAGACCGAGAUUGUGACACAUUAAAAAGCGUCUCCGAAUCAACCACUGUGGCGGCAACCACUCUAGCGGCAACCACUAAAGCGGCAACCACUGUAGCGGCAACUGCUGAAUUGGUAUCUACUGAAUGGGCAUCUAUUGAUAAUGCUACAGAAAAGGUAACGGUAAAGUACAGAGACGCUAGAAAAAGAAAACUGCCCGCCGUCAAUUCCGGGGUGCACAGCGAUUAUUUACUUAUACCGGACGGCUAUUAUUCCGAAACUCUAUUUGCAUCAAAAUAUUGCAACAAAUUGUUAGAAAGUUACGACAACGUUAAAAGUACGAAUUAUUUUAGCUUUUAUUUAACGUUUAUAGUAUUCAAAAUUAAACUUAAAAUAAAAUAAAAAUCAUAAAAAUAGGAAAACUGUUAGCAAAAUUAGCAAUAUUAAAAAUUAUAAUAAUAUCGUUUUCGUUUUCAGUCAAAACGCAAGGUCCCCUCUAUGUGGCCUUUGUCAGUGACGAUUACUCGAGUACUACGGAGGACGUGGAAAAAGGAUACAAGAUUAAUUAUUCGUUGAUCAACAUGGGGUGCUAAAUAAAUAUUUAAAUAUAAUUUUUUAUAAUAUUUCAUAGUAUACUAAUAUAUUCCAAUAAUAUUUUGUUCUAAUCAAAAUUUGCAUUUCUUUUUAGACAAUUAUCGUAAAAAGACAAACUCAUUGUGUAUAAGAUAUUAAAAUAUAUUGUAAGUUUAUAACAAAGAAAAUUAGUCAUUAACUUUAUAUAAUAUAUGAUGGAUCGCGUUUUAUAUAAAAACAAAUAUUCAUAUAGUUAUUCAUAGUUCUUGUAAAACGAAUUUGUUCAAAUAAUCAAUAAA